This is a messenger RNA of Chelmon rostratus (copperband butterflyfish), 4373 nucleotides long. It is a transcript of the gene vasnb, whose product is annotated as vasorin b. Gene Ontology annotation, molecular function: protein binding. The record is from RefSeq and is a predicted model, not a curated record. Gene Ontology annotation, cellular component: plasma membrane. The coding region runs from base 323 to 2404 and encodes 693 amino acids. The transcript is spliced from 3 exons. NCBI's taxonomy places the organism in Eukaryota, Metazoa, Chordata, Actinopteri, Chaetodontiformes, Chaetodontidae.
AGCAAUAAAGCGCUUUUUGUCCAGGGAGUGAGCACUUGAGCGCAUUCCUUGACGUGGAGGUCCGUGUACCUCUCCAAGGAUUUAAUGAAGACCGUUUGUUAAUAAGCUUAAUACGUUCACAGAAACUUUUUUUAAAGAGAGAGAGAGAGAGUGAGAGCGCACGUUCGGAAAACUACAAGGUCUGGAGUUAUAUCGGCGAACUGCUGCGUUUGGAUAAAGACAGAAGCGCAAUUUCACAGCUUGGAAGUUCGGGGAAAAGACGACCUGAAAGCAAGAAAAGUGGAGUGAGACCGGAGGAGGAAGCUUCUUCACUGGGCUGAGCAUGGAGAGAGAAAGAGUCUACACCAUGAAGGUCUUUCUCACUCCACUGAUGCCCUUUCUGCUCAUCCUCAUCCUUCCUGAUGGCACCUUAUCCAACGAUUGCCCAAAGGACUGCUCGUGUUCCACGCCAGAAUCCAUUUUAUGUUUUCUGAGACGCUCCUCUACCAUUCCCAAGGGAUUGCCCCCAUCUACAAAAAGCCUCUACCUCUUUUCCAAUGGCAUUGAGGGCUUGACAUCUGAGGACUUUGAUGGUCUGAAGAACCUGGAAAUGCUGGACCUCAGUCAAAACAAACUGACUGAACUUCCUGAAAAAGUCUUUGAACAUUUGACCUCUUUGAGAAACCUGGACUUGUCAUCCAACCAGAUCACUCACAUUACAGAGGAAUGUUUCCAGGGUAUGGCACUGCUUGAGCGCCUUUAUUUGUAUAGUAAUAAAAUCGAGACCAUCCACCCUGCAGCCUUUGCCGGCUUGGAACACCUGCUGGAACUCAAACUGCAGAGGAACCAUUUGACAUCCCUGCCUGCUCUCUCAAUGCCCCAACUCCUGCUGCUAGACCUUCGCUUUAAUGUCUUACCCACCUUGGGUCCUUCAGACCUCCAGACCCCAAACCUGGAGUCGCUCAAAUUGGGUGGUGUGGGGCUGACCAGCCUGAAUAAGGAGCUCAUAGGCAGUCUAAAGAACCUCCACGAGCUUGACAUCUCAGGAAACCGUCUUGAGUCUUUCCCAGCAGUGCUAAAGGAGACCCAGGGGCUGAUUCACCUCAGCCUGGCUGGGAACCCAAUGGGUCCUCUUAAGGUUGAGGACCUUCAGAGCCUUGGAGAGCUGCAGGAGUUGGACAUUAGCAGCCUCAGUCUGCAGGGCCUUCCUGAAGAGUUCUCCCAACUUUUACCCCACCUCAGAAAGCUCACAAUAGCGGAGAACCCCUUCAACUGCCUCUGCACCUUAUCAUGGUUCCCAAGAUGGCUGAGAGCUCAAAGCAUCACCCUGGAGAGAACAGAGGAGACCCGUUGCCAUUUCCCACCUAUCAAUGCAGGAAAAGUAUUGGAAAGACUGGACCACAAGGAUUUUGGCUGUCCUACCACAACAACAGUCACCACUAGUACUGUCAAAACUACUACUGCCCUGCCUGUUCCUGUCACUACCCUCCCAAGUACUACUAAAGCUAUUCCAGUCCCCAGGGCCAGUGACAACCCCACAGACGAAAAUGAUGACUCUCCCCUGCCCCCUGUCCCUGCAUCCCCCAGUAGCAGUAGCAUGGAUCCAGUUGAGGAGAACCAUUUCUGUCCCUCUCACACCUGUCUUAAUGGGGGUACUUGUCGCUUAGACCAGCAUGGCCAGGUAGAGUGUACCUGUCCACAUGGCACCUCUGGAAUGUAUUGUGAAGUCCAAAACCAUCGUCCACCAUCACCACCUGAAGAUGAAAUCCCCAUGGUAACUGUUACUGUAGAUGCACCAGACAUCAGCUCACAUCAGGCAACCGCAACCUCAAUCUUGCUGGACCUCCACCGCUACAUUGAAAUGCGGCCUUACAUCCGUGGAAUACGCCUGACUUACCGCAAUCUCUCUGGGCCGGACCGCAGGCCCAUUCAACUGAGCCUACCAUCAUCAUUCCCAGAGUACAGACUCAGAGGCCUGAGGCCCAACUCCACCUACACCGUAUGUGCCAGUCCACUAGGUGCCCCUAUUGGCACAGACAGUGUCUGCACUGAGGCCCAAACUGUAGCUGAAACUGUCAGGGGCCACGAUGCACAGUUUGACGACCAGAGGUUGACCACUAUGCUGGUGCCUGCAAUGGCCAUCUUGCUAUUGGUGGUACUGAUAGCAAUAGCAGUGGGAGUGGUUUGCUAUCUUCGCAAGAAGAGGGCCAAGGGCCAUCUGGACCUAGACUGUGAGCCUUCUCAGCUAGAGUUGGAUGGAGUUAAGACUAGCUUGGACAAUGGGGCACUGCCUCAAAAACAGCCCCAACUUAUGAUCCCUGAACCUGCUGUUCAGAAUGGCAAUCUGGAGUAUGAGGUGUUGCUACUACAGGAUCACUGUACAUCAAAUAACAAUAUGUCUUCACACAAGCCUUCCUACUUUUGACACCUGGCUUUGAGUACUCAGACCUAAAGGAGGAUUUUAAUUCUUCAGCUCUGUUUUCCUCACUGGUGAAAUACAGAGAGCAGCAUAUGAUAUUGUGAAAGAGGAGGGCACAGUAUCAGCCAGCUAACCAGCAAUGGAGAACCUGGACACGUAUUUAACUCAAUGUCUCCGGCUGUCUAAGCAGACGUUAAACAAGUUCAGAAACAUUUGUUUGACUUAAAAAAACAACGAGAGUGCCUCUUCUCAAUUUACAUGCUUCAUCCUGCUUAAAUAAUAUUUCCUCAUUCACAUUGCUGGACUGGCGACCUAUCAGCGCCCAUGCUGUGAUGCUCGGACUGAUGGUGAUUGUCAUUGGCUGAAACCUAGGGUUAAGGGACACUGUGACCGCGUGCCCUCCUUUAUCUGUUCAUAAAAGGAGAGUGCACUGAAAUGAGGUUUAGCUGCCUUUUCCCAAUCACAACAGCCCACCUUGACACUACCAGCAAAUAUUUUUGCUGCAUGUUGCAACUCCUCAGUGCUACCCCAAAGGGAUCAGUGCUUGCUGUGAAUGAUCUUUAAGAUACCAAAUGAAGUUGUGCAGAGAAAAUAGCUGAUGCUUGUAUUGCUUUAUUUGGCUCUAAAUGCUAGUGAUUUUUUUUGUAUGUAUGUUUUUUUAUACCUGAGUCUUUGUUAAUUUUUAUUGUGCAACAUUGUGACUGUUAACAGCCCUCUACACCCUCCACCCCCCACCUCUUGUGACUAACAGACAAAACAGCAGAUUAAAAUCUUUGAAGAUUAAAACUCGUUUGGUACCAGCAAAGUCAAUCAAAGGGCUUUGCCCCCACAAUGUCAGACAGUCUAAGUAGAUGUGAGUCUGGACAGACUCAAGACUAAAUCCCCCUUCUCAAUUCUGAAGUCCCCAGCCUGCUUUACCAUCACAAAGGGAGAAGGUAAGCAGGAUUACAAAAGGUACAGAGGGAAGCAGUUGACUGAACUCCUUCUGUUUCAGUGCUGCACUGAGGUUCAACCAGUUUAGAUCUUGCAUUAAUUGCAGAAAGAACUCACAUGACCAUACCACAGCAAAAGAGAACUAAAGAGAUUUUAUUUAUUAUUUAUAUACCCUGCAAGGUAAACUCUGUCUUAUCUCUCAACCACAGCUCACACAUAACAUGCAACUUGGCGUGGCCGAUAACUAGCAAAGCAAAUUCUGGUUGUGUAUUGUGUUUCCCUUGAGUAAAAAUAGUCCGCUCAGCGUAAUGCUGCGCACCAUCCAAGUCCCAGUUUUGCUCACUUGCACCUAACCAGACUAUGGAAAGGCCAGUCGCACAUUACAGCAAACUUAAUAGUGUUGCUAUUGCUGUGUAGGGGACAAUGAGACACAGAGAGGUGAGCUCCAGAUCUGUGAAUAUAGGGUGAAGAAGGACUCAAAGGAUUGAGAGAGAGGAGGAAGACUGUGUGUGUGUGUGUGUGUGUGUGUGUGUGUGUGUGUGUGUGUGUGUGUGUGUGUGUGUGUGUGUGUGCAUCUGUAGCUCUGUCAACUUCAGCGAUAAUGCAGGUACAGGUUCUGUCUUGUGCAAAGACCUGCAGACAUCAAGUCACUAUCAGUUACCCCCUCUCUGUGCCCGCAUGUCUAGGAGUACAUUAAGCCCCAAACAACUCGACCCAUGGGCAAACACACCAAAGACACACCUGCGAAUGUCUGUAAAGUUACCUGCCUACAGUAUUCCCAGCGCACAAUUAACAAUUCCAUGCUAACAAAAAGCCUUGGCAACACACACAAAAAACAAUCAAGCAAUGCAACUGGAAUGUUUGUCUGUAAAAUAGAAUACAUUGAAGAUAACCAAAAGUAUUUUCAAUGUGAUUGUUAAUUUUUCCCUGUUUAUUUUGGGAAGCUCCUUGUUGUCAUUUGUUGCUUUUUUUAAUAAAAAAAUUCUGUGAACUUAUUUGUACAAGCGGAAAAGUGAUAUUAUCAUUAAAUGAAUAUCCAAAA